ACGUGCGUGUGAUUUAUAUUCCGACGGUGACUGCAUCGUUACCGAAGUGUGGCGUCAUUAAUAAUGUUAACAAGGCCAUCAAGACUCGCGCGAGGUCGGGGGGCUUUCAUGCAGGGCGGGAAGAGGAUUUCAGCAAAGAAAUAACACACAGUCCCAGACACCUCAACAACACGCACCUGCAGACAAUCAGUUCAUUAAGCAGUGAUUGGAUGCAGGCUGCAAUAAAUGCUGCCUCUCAUGCUGCACACGCAUGCAGAGCAAGUAGCUUCAGGGCAGGUGGGCUACCGUUGCUUUGACCAAGCUGUGUGUGUGUUUCAAACAGAAAUGGCUUGUGGAGUUCAUCUGGGGAUCUUGCUGAUUUGUUUAGUUCAAGCAGAGCAUGUACGCUGCUUAUGGGCCACACAAGCUCAAAGCUCCAAGAGACAAAAUGGCGACGCAUAUGUUGGCUUCCUGCAACAGGACAGCGGCCUGCGAAGGCUCGGUGGCAGCUAUCCCCAGGAUCAAUUCAGACAAGACUCCAUUUCUCCGGACCGCAGCUUCAAUUCAAAGACCUCAGCUAGCGGCGGUUACAAUAACCAGAGACUCUCCAGUGGUGGCUACGCACAAACUGUCUCGCAGCCAGCGCAGGGCGGCCACGCUUCAGUCAGGCUGGUGCAGAGCAGCUCGGCCUCAAGACCAAACUGGAGAACGACAAACACGAAAGAGGUGAAUGCUCCGAAACACUCAUUUGGCCUCUCUACUGCUAUUGCUAGUGGAACCUCUGUGAGUAAGUACAAUGAGAACCAGAAUGGUGGUGCGAGAGCUUGGAAAGCUCAGCAGGGUACGCAACGUACUAGCCAGUAUCUUCCCGGCAGUUCUGUAUCUGGUCAGAGUCCUUCUAGGGAGAGAGGCUACGACUCGUCGUCCUCCCACCAGUCUGCAGCACAGACACCUCGAAGUGCUGCUGCCAAAACACCAGCCCGCUAUGGACAGGGAGGCUUCUCUUCAUCUUCCAGCCUGUUCAGUGCAGGUGUUCCUCCUCCUCUGCUGCAGUACUCUGAGAGGAUGCAAACAUCAGCCACUGGCCCUGCCAGAAGAGUGUCCUCACAGCGUCGCUCUAAGGUGUCAAAACCCUCCAGUUUCUCCUCCACUCAGAAUGCGAGAGCUAGCUAUAACCCCAGUCAGGCUGAAGCUGGAAACCUGUACCAGAGCAAGCUGUUUCCUGCUGCUGGAGGAAGUGCCCAAGGAAGCUACAACCCCACUUCAAACCGUGUGAGUUAUACCCAGUCUCUUCCAGCGGCCUACAAACAAAACGCUCCUGUGGGCUUUGGACCGCGGAGUGUCAAAGCGCCCGCAAGCUACACCUCCACCGAACAGUCUCCCAGCAGAAACCUGGCCACCUCUGGGAGCAGCAGAGCGGGAACCUCCCCUCAGCUCUUCGCCCCGACCAGAACCCACGACAUCCCUCAUCGCUACGGCGGGUUCGCCAUCCGACGUCUGAAGGAUCCUGUUGACGAGAAGGAAGCUGGUGUCCAGAGGCCACAGCCUUACAAGCCACAGGCUGCACCUUACAAGCCACAGGCUCCACAGCAGGCUGUGCCUUACAAGCCACAGGCUGUGCCUUACAAGCCACAGGCUCCACAGCAGGCUGCGCCUUACAAGCCACAGGCUGCGCCUUACAAGCCACAGGCUCCAAGUGUUCACCAGGCGAGCAAAUGGAAGAGGAUCCGGCCGGGUCAGGGACACAACCAGGUGCAGGAGGAUCAGUAACUACUUACUGUAUUUGUAUUUUCAAAUAAAGUUAUUAUUUUAAA
This is a messenger RNA of Seriola aureovittata, 1793 nucleotides long. RefSeq names its product secreted protein C-like. The transcript has 4 exons. The record is from RefSeq and is a predicted model, not a curated record. The coding region runs from base 226 to 1749 and encodes 507 amino acids. Lineage: Eukaryota; Metazoa; Chordata; Actinopteri; Carangiformes; Carangidae.